AAAAGCGAGAGAGAAAAGCCUAAGCAUGCACAGUGUGCAGAGCAUGAGCCUCUGUCUGCAAAAGCGGCCCCUCUGCCUGGCCUUCUUGCUUCUCCAUCUCCUGGGACAGGUCGCUGCGACUCAGCGCUGCCCUUCCCCGUGCCCGGGCCAGUGCCCCACGACGCCGCCUACCUGUGCCCCUGGGGUGCGCGCGGUGCUGGACGGCUGCUCCUGUUGCCUGGUGUGCGCCCGCCAGAGGGGCGAGAGCUGCUCGGAGCUGGAGCCGUGCGAUGAGGGCAGUGGCCUCUACUGCGACCGCAGCGCGGACCCCAGCAAUCAGACUGGCAUCUGCAUGGCGGUAGAAGGAGACAACUGUGUGUUCGACGGGGUCAUUUACCGCAGUGGAGAGAAAUUCCAGCCAAGCUGCAAAUUCCAGUGCACCUGCAGAGAUGGGCAAAUUGGUUGUGUGCCCCGCUGUCAACUAGACGUGCUACUGCCUGAGCCUAACUGCCCAACUCCAAGAAAAGUUGAGGUGCCAGGAGAAUGCUGUGAAAAGUGGAUUUGUGGCCCGGAUGAGACAGAAACUUUGGGAGGCCUGACUCUCGCAGCCUACAGGCCAGAAGCCACCCUAGGAGUUGAAGUCUCUGACUCAAGUAUCAACUGCAUUGAACAGACCACAGAGUGGAGUUCGUGUUCCAAGAGCUGUGGCAUGGGUUUUUCCACCCGGGUCACCAACAGGAAUCGUCAGUGUGAGAUGGUGAAGCAGACUCGGCUCUGCAUGGUGCGUCCCUGUGACCAAGAGCCUGAGGAUCUAAUGGAGAAGAAAGGAAAAAAGUGUCUCCGCACCAAGAAAUCCCUCAAUGCCAUCCAUCUGCAGUUCAAGAAUUGCACCAGCCUGCACACCUACAAGCCCAGGUUCUGUGGGGUCUGCAGCGAUGGCCGGUGCUGUACACCCCACAACACCAAAACCAUCCAGGUGGAGUUCCAGUGCUCCCCAGGGCAAAUGGUCAAGAAACCAGUGAUGGUCAUUGGAACCUGCACCUGUCACACCAAUUGCCCUAAAAACAAUGAGGCUUUCCUCCAGGAGCUAGAGCUGAAGACAAGUGGUGGGAAAAUGUAACCUAUCUCUCAAGAAACACCACGACAGAGGUAAACUGCGGCUGCUGCAUGACCGGACAUCAAAUGAGCAUCAGAGAAAUAAGGAGGAACUUCUCCCUUAAGUCCUAUGUCUUUUCUAUGACCAUGUGAGGACAUUUCUAUCUCCCUUCUUUUUUUAAGGAAAGACAUGAUUAACUGUAAACUUGGAAUCAAGGUAAGCUCAGGAUCUGGCGUGAGGAUGACUAACUUUCCUGUGGUUUUAUGACAAAUGCAAAUUUCUGUAAAUUUAAGAAAGCAGAUAUGUGACUUCAUUUGUAGACUGUAUCACAUUGCAUUCAUCUUAUUUUGUUGUGCACUAGUGAGAUUCCAAGGAAAUGUCGCAGUGAUGACACAGGAAAGUCUAGGAUCAUAUUGAACACGUUGUACAAAUAUUUCACCAAACAUCAAGGUUUGACUGGAGGAUUUUCUCGUGUGCUCCUGGAGGAUUCUCUCGUGGGCUCCUUCUUUGGGCAGAUCGACUCUGAACUUCUAAGUCCAAGGUCCAAGGAACAUACAGCUCUUCAACAUGAAGUCCAGGGACUUAAUUUUCUCUUUAGUUGUACACUAAGGAACAUGCCGUAUCUACAGCAAUGAAGUGUUUGUUAAGUAGACUGGUGUAAGCAUUCUCCACUUCAGACACAUUAACUCCUUUCCAAGUGAAAGAAGCUAAGCAGAAAACUCCCAGUACAAAGACGAAUGGGCCCUCACAGCCCUCAUACAUUUGUAUCCUGGAAGCUGCUGAGUCCCACU
Messenger RNA from Otolemur garnettii (small-eared galago), 1866 nucleotides. It is a transcript of the gene CCN3, whose product is annotated as nephroblastoma overexpressed. The transcript is spliced from 5 exons. Gene Ontology annotation, biological process: signal transduction; cell adhesion. Bases 26 to 1099 code for a protein of 357 amino acids. The record is from RefSeq and is a predicted model, not a curated record. Gene Ontology annotation, cellular component: extracellular matrix; extracellular region. Lineage: Eukaryota; Metazoa; Chordata; Mammalia; Primates; Galagidae. Gene Ontology annotation, molecular function: integrin binding; heparin binding.